AAGGGAGCUCAGUAGCCGCGCGGCCAGCGCGCAGACCGGUUGUUAGUUAGGUCUACGUCACUUUGUCUGGCGGCAGAAAAAUGUCUUGCAACGAAGAAAAAGAAGUUUUAAUCCGCAUGAUAGACAUGUACAGGGACAUGUCUUACUUAUGGCAGAGAGACCAUGAACUUUAUAUGAACAGAGAAAUGAGAGCAGAAGGCUUAAAAGUCCUACUAGAAGUGUACAAACAAUUUGAUAAAGAUGCAGACAUAACAAGAAUAAGAAAGAAACUUGAAAAUUUGCGUACAACUUACGUAAAAGAGUUGAAAAAGGUUAGGGCAUCAAAGCAAACAGCUGCAGAUGAAAACGAAAUAUACGUACCAACUCUGUGGUAUUACGAUCAUCUAAGUUUCCUGGAGAGUACAGUAGAAUAUUGUCGUAUUGAACCUGACGCUUAUGAAAAUGAUAGUUCAUCGGUGGACGAAGAAACCGCAAUUGUUGCCAAUUCUAGCAGCAGUCAAAAGAAAAGAAUGAAAAAAGUGCCCCUGAUACCAAAACAAGAAAAUAUUUUUUUACCGAUAGAAGCAUGUAUGGUUCAACAAUUACCUGUAGAGACAUGUAUGACUCAAAAAUUACCUGCUGAGACAUAUAUGACUCAAAAAGACGAAGAAUUUGAAGUAUAUGGACGAUCUAUUGGCUUUCAAUUGAAAGAUUUGAAUAAGCGACAGUUGACGAUCGCACAAAAAGUUAUAUCAGAUAUUCUAUUUUACGCUAAACUUGAUCAACUUACUGAAUCCUCUUACGUUGUUUGUAGACCAUCAAACGAAUCUGAAGCUAGUCACAGCGGAUUUCAUCAAAAUAAGUUUUAUACGGUGCCUAUUAUAACUUCACAGCCAUCUAAUUGUUCUUCACCUUCACCAUCGCACCAAACCCAAUCACCUUAGAGUUCGUCACCAGACUAUACUUAGUGGCAUCGUUUAUUCCAACACAUUCUACAGAUGCAAACUCAGUGCCACUGCCUUCUAUUAGAAA
Messenger RNA from Pectinophora gossypiella (pink bollworm), 1011 nucleotides. RefSeq lists its product as uncharacterized. The record is from RefSeq and is a predicted model, not a curated record. The transcript has 3 exons. Bases 81 to 923 code for a protein of 280 amino acids. NCBI's taxonomy places the organism in Eukaryota, Metazoa, Arthropoda, Insecta, Lepidoptera, Gelechiidae.